Molecule: messenger RNA, 1558 nt
Organism: Triticum aestivum (bread wheat)
Lineage: Eukaryota; Viridiplantae; Streptophyta; Magnoliopsida; Poales; Poaceae
Exons: 5
Coding region: 419-1558 (379 amino acids)
Biological process (GO): post-transcriptional regulation of gene expression
Cellular component (GO): cytoplasm
Molecular function (GO): mRNA binding
Source: RefSeq, a predicted model, not a curated record
UUCGCAUUCCCCCAAAUCCCAGCAACCCGAAACACCAGAGCAACCGAAGCUUGCAAGCCAUGGAUCGGCCGGGCGGGCCGCCCCUCCCCGCGCCCUCCUACGCCGGCGGCCCCGCUGGCUACCGCGGGCAGGCCUCCUCGUCGUCGUCCCCGUGCCCGCGGCCGCCGCGCCGCCGCAGCAGCAGCAGCAGCAACGGCACGCGAUUCAGCCCUUGCCGCCGCCACCGCCGCAGCAGCGGCAGGGGUAUGCGAUUCGGCCCGUGCCGCCGCCGCUGCAGCAGCAGGGGCACGCGAUUCAGCCCGUGUAGGCGUUGGCGUGGCAGCCGAGCCCGCCGCUUCCCUUUGGCUUCCGGCCACCGGUGCCGAGGCCGAUCCCGCCGCUGCACCCGCAGUUUUGGCCGCAGCAGCACCCCUACAACAUGCCGCCGGGCCCAACGGUGUGGGGGCCGACCUCCAACGCCAGCCAGUACCUGGACGCCAUGGUUGCGCAGCAGAGGCCCGCGGCGCCUACCUGGCCGCAGCAGCCGCAGUUAGUGCAGCAACCGCCAACGAUUCACCAAGACUGGAAGCUGGAGGUGAUCCGAUCGAAUUUGCUCCGUCACCCGAUGGCGCUUGAGCAGCUGGUGAUGUCCUCGGACCGGGAGUACUCGGCAAUCCUGGUCCACCGGCUCUACAUGCUUGACGAGGAGAUGCACAGGAUGGUGCUCGACGGGUUCAAGCAGUGCGGGGACGCGAUCAUGGGGAGCAGGCAGGGGCAUGCGGUGUUCGAAGCGCUGCUGCGCAGCAUCCCGGUCAUGGUAGGCAACAACAGGCGGUACGAGGAGCUCGAGAUCAUCGUGGAUGCCGCCGUCACGCCAGAGCUCAUCCCAAGGUCCAAGGACGGGGUGACUUCUCUGAUGUUGCUCAUCACGGCGGUGGCGUGGAACCCGGUCCUGUGCACCAGGCUCGUCAACUGCUUCGUGCGUGAUUGCGUGAUGGACAACUUCGGAGGGAACGAACUCAUUACCCGCUGUUUCACCAGGAUGGAUUACGAUGUGACCAAGGCUCUGGUCACGCACGCCAUGGACACCAUCGAUGACAAGCUGAACUCCUUGUUCGGGGUGGCGUGCUUGGGUACAUGCUUCAGGUACGCGAGAGGCGAGGAGCUCCACCUUUUCCAGGAUACCCUCGUUGAGCGAGCCGUGCCUAUGGCCAUGGGACGAGACAGCAACCGCCUGCUGCAGCGCCUCCUCGACCGCGACAUGGACAGGAUUGAGUUCAGGCGGCGGCUCCUGUCCAGGCUCAUGCAGCACCUCGUUAGGCUGUCCGGCGACUGGUACGGGAGGUUCGUCCUGCGGCACUGCUUCACGAGCGAGGACAAGGAGCUGCUGCCCAUCGCGCUCACGGCCUGCGCUGACCUGCCCCAAGGAGACUUCCAAGCGCUAGCGAGCCACUUCCUGCCCCUCCACAGGGUGCUCCAGGGAGGCAACACUGACUACCCGGUGACGGCGAAGAGGUUGGCCCGGAAGAUUCAAGCACUGCCUCCACCUAUCCGGGAACACCGUGACAUCCAGAAAUAA